This is a messenger RNA of Vicia villosa (hairy vetch), 1854 nucleotides long. RefSeq names its product glucan endo-1,3-beta-glucosidase-like. Gene Ontology annotation, biological process: carbohydrate metabolic process. Gene Ontology annotation, molecular function: hydrolase activity, hydrolyzing O-glycosyl compounds. The transcript has 5 exons. The record is from RefSeq and is a predicted model, not a curated record. The coding region runs from base 1 to 1854 and encodes 617 amino acids. Gene Ontology annotation, cellular component: plasma membrane. Lineage: Eukaryota; Viridiplantae; Streptophyta; Magnoliopsida; Fabales; Fabaceae.
AUGGUUUUCUGGUUUGUGUUUCUCAUGCUUAUUGGGUUGGAGACAACCGCAACAGCACAUUCAAUUGGAGUAUGUUAUGGAAGAGUGGCUGACAAUUUACCACCUGCGGAUGAAGUAAUAGACCUUUUCCAAUCAAGUGGUAUUGGAAGAAUGAGAAUAUAUGAUCCUGAUCAUGCAACUUUGCAAACCCUAAGAGGCUCCAACAUAGAACUUGUCAUCGAGACCCGUAACGAAGACAUUAAAUCGAUCGCCAAGAGCGUUUCCGUCGCUACUGAAUGGAUUCAAAUCAAUAUACUAAAGUACUCUCAAGAUGUCAAAUUCAGAUACAUUGUGGUCGGGAACGAGAUAGAUCCUAUUAACGACGAGACAUCGAAUUACGUUCUUCUUGCAAUGCAGAAUAUUUUUACAGCACUCACAUCUUCAAACCUACAGAAUAAAAUCAAGGUUUCAACCGCGAUACAAUUGAACUUGCUGGGAAGUUCCUAUCCUCCAUCUUCAGGAGCAUUUGAUAAAUCUGCAACUCCUUAUAUAACUCCUAUAGUUAAAUUUCUUGUGGAUACCAAAGCACCACUUCUUGCAAAUGUGUACACUUAUUUCAGCUACAUAAGCGAUCCAACUAGUAUCGACAUAUCAUACGCUUUAUUCACUUCUCAAACUGUUCUAAGAGAUGGAAGUAUUGAGUAUCAAAAUCUAUUCGAUGCAACAUUAGGGGCAAUUUAUGCAGCACUUAAGAAAGUUGGUGGUGCUAAUUUGGAAGUAGUGGUAUCAGAAAGUGGAUGGCCUUCAGAUGGUGGUGUUGCUGCAUCAGUUGAGAAUGCACAAACCUAUUAUGAGAAUUUGAUUAAGCAUGUGUCUAAAGGGAAUCCUGCUAGACCUAAUCAACCAUUAGAGACUUAUUUGUUUGCCAUGUUUGAUGAAAAUCAGAAAGGGCCAGCUGCAACGGAAAGACAUUUUGGUUUGUUUAGUCCUGAUAAACAAAUUAAGUAUCAAAUUAGUGAAUUACUUAAGUCUGAUAUUGAUCCUUCUACUUCUGGAAGUUCCUCUUUUACCUUUAAAUUAGAUUUAAUCGAAGAGGACACUUUGUUAGAGAAUGAUUUGUUGUUGGAUAGUGAGGGUAUUAUGGAUAAGAGAAGGGAGGAUACUGCUAGAUUUUGGUUGAAUUUUAGAAUCAAGGAGAACAUGCUUAUUCAAAAAUCGAGGCUAUCUCAUUUAGAUAGAGAUUUUCUUGAGGAUCCCUUUUCGGAUACGGAUAUUAAGGAGGCAGUUUGGGGAUGUGAAGGUACGAAAAGUCCAGGUCCGAAUGGCUUCUACUUUAUGUUCAUUGAGAAAUUUUGGUCAUUUCUUAAGGAAGAUUUCAGGCGUUUUCUUAGAAACUUUCAUGGAGGGGCUUUACUUUCGAAAUUUAUCACUUCAUCAUUUUUGUCACUCAUCCCAAAAUUUUCCAAUCCUUUUGGCUUGGAGGAUUAUAGGCAUAUUUGUAUUGUUAGACAAUUUCUAGAUGAUGUUUUAGUUGCCAAAGAACUUGUGGAUUUCACAACUAAGGAAAAGAAGGAAUGUUUACUCUUUAAGGUGGAUUUUGAGAAGGCUUAUGACAAUUUUAGUUGGAAUUUGUUAAGAAUCAUGCUUCACAAAUUUGAUUUCGGGGAUUUAUGGAUGAAGUGGAGCAACAUGUCGAUUUUGGUAAACGGUAGUCCUACCAAGGAGUUUUUGGUUGAGAAAGGGUUGAGACAAGGAGAUAUGUUAUCUCCUUUUCUUUUCAUUAUUAUGGCGGAAGCAUUGCCUAUUUUUGUUAAGAGGUCUAUGGAGUUUGGAGAUUUUGUAGGGAUCAACAUUAACAAAAAAUUGCGGCAUUGA